Polistes canadensis is the source of this 2028-nucleotide messenger RNA. It is a transcript of the gene NUCB1, whose product is annotated as nucleobindin-2-like. Gene Ontology annotation, cellular component: endoplasmic reticulum-Golgi intermediate compartment; extracellular exosome. Lineage: Eukaryota; Metazoa; Arthropoda; Insecta; Hymenoptera; Vespidae. The transcript is spliced from 12 exons. The record is from RefSeq and is a predicted model, not a curated record. The coding region runs from base 302 to 1894 and encodes 530 amino acids. Gene Ontology annotation, molecular function: calcium ion binding.
CACUGUCUUAACCUUACUUCUUAAGAACGUUUAGUAUUUGUAGUUAAAUUUUACGUUUCUCAAUUUAACUAUCACGUUAUGUAUAUAUUAAAACAUCAUUAAAUUAAAAUUAAACGCGGGCUUCCUUUAAACCUCGAUGUAUUCGAGUUACUGACAAUUAUCCUCUCUUAUAGAAUAAUAUAUCAAGUGUCAAACGAGACGUCAAAUAUACGAAGGCUUAUCUCUAUUUUAAAUAUUGAGAUUAUCUUGUCUUACGCGUAUAUCUAUACAGAAGAUUCUAGCGCGAUUGAGAUAAGGAAAUAUGGAUUGGUUUUUAAGUUUUUUCGUAUGCGGUCUGUUGGUGCAAGUAAUCGUUGCACCUCCAGUGACCAAAGACAAAGCUAAUGAAGAUCAUAAGGAGAAAGAAAGUCAGCCAGAGAUGGAAUAUCAUAGAUAUUUGAAGGAAGUCGUGGAUGCCUUAGAAAGUGAUCCAGAUUUUCGUGCAAAACUUGAAAAAGCCAAUGAGGAGGAUAUACGUACAGGAAAAAUAGCUCAUGAAUUAGAAUUUGUGAACCAUAGAAUAAGAACUAAAUUGGAUGAAUUGAAACGAGAAGAAUUGGAACGUUUGAGGCAUCUUGCAAUAAAGGAGAAUCAGUUGAACAAUGGUUUGGAUCUUAAACAUUUAAAGAUAGCCGAACAUUUAGAUCAUACUAAUUCGCGCUCGUUUGAAAUCAACGAUUUGAAGAAACUAAUAGCUAAGACGACAGAAGAUUUAGAGGAAGCUGACAGACAUAGACGUGAACAAUUUAAGGAAUAUGAAAUGCAAAAGAAAUUCAAUGAAGAGCAAAAAUUGAAGGCUAUGAACGAGAAAGAAAAAGAACAGUAUGUAAAACAAAUUCAAGAAUUAAAAGAGAAAAGCAAAAAGCAUGUUCCUUUACACCAUCCAGGCAGUAAGGGUCAGUUAGAAGAUGUAUGGACCGAGCAAGACGAUAUGAGUAGCGAAGAUUUUGAUCUUAAAAAAUUCUUUUAUAUUCAUGACGUUGAUAAUAACGGUGUUUGGGAUCAGAACGAAGUAAAAGCUCUAUUUUUAAAAGAUUUGGAUAAAUUGUAUGGCAAAGAUGCAACGAUAAGUGAUCCUCUUGAAAAGGAAGAAGAAAUGGAAAGAAUGAGAGAGCAUGUAUUUAACGAAGCUGACCUUAACAAGGAUGGUCUCAUAAGCUAUUCAGAGUUUUUGGAACAAGCCAAGAAACCAGAUUUCCAAGAAGAUCCAGGAUGGGAAACAUUGGGCGAACAAGAAAUUUUUACUAAAGAAGAAUAUGAGGCUUAUAACAAACGUGUGCAAGAAAUGCUACAAAAGGAGCAUGGUAAUGCACCUCUACACGAUCAACAGUUACCACCACAACAUAUGCCCGUACUACAACAACAAGUUGGCAACAAUCAAGUUAAUCAACAACAGUAUCAGUAUCAAGGACAACCGGUUCAACAGCAAUAUAAUCCGCAACAAAUUCCAGUACAGCAACAACAUUACCAAGGCCAAGUACCAAUCCAACAACAACCGCAUUAUCAACUGCAACAACAGCAUUUGGAACAACAGCAGUAUCAAGGACAGAUGAUGGCUCAAAAUGGACAAUUUCAUGGACAGAUACAAUCUAAUCAGAUACCAAUACAACAUCAACAAAUACAACAAGCGCAGCAAAUCCAACAACAACAACAACAACAACAGCAAUAUCAGCCACAGCAGCAACAACAAAAUAUUCCAAAUACGAUAUCGCAGCAGCAACAUGUUCAAAAUCAAAUACCAUCGGUCCCAGAACAAAACAAGGAGAAUCCUGUGGUACAACAAAGUCUACCGUCGGCUGCCAAUUCCGCACAACAAAUUCAAUCAAAUAGCAUAAACAAUGCUGGAAAAGUUUAAUCUAUAUACAUACAUAUAUAUAUGUAAAAUUCGACACGUUUUGGCUAUAUACUUGAAUGACUUCAGUAUUAAUCAGAGAUUUUCCAAGAUCGUCUUUUAGUUCGGAAACUAAAAAAAAAAGGAAAAAAAAAAAA